AUGAACACACAGUUUGGUCGAUACCGUUGGUUAAAGCUACCCUUUGGCAUCAAAUCCGCACCAGAGAUGUACCAGAGAGUAAUGGAUGACAUGUUAGAGGGGAUAGAAUAUGCAUAUGCCAUUAUGGAUGAUAUUCUGAUAGCUGGCCGUGACGUAGCGCAUCAUGAUGCUGUCUUACGAGAAGUCCUUGAUCGUGCUCAGAGCUACAACUUGAAGUUAAACUUCGGCAAGGUGAAGAUCAGGAAAGAGGAAGUGCCGUUCGUGGGACAUCUCAUAUCAGCACAUGGGAUCAAACCGGAUCCCACGAAAGUCGAAGCGAUGAAAAACAUGCCCGCACCCGUAAACAAAGAUGAUGUCCGCCGUUUUCUGGGAUCAGUUCAAUACCUUGCCAAGUUCUUACCACGCUUGGCUGAGAUAGAAGAGCUGCUACGGCACCUAACAAAGAAAGACGCAGUCUUCCAUUGGGACAAACCACAGGAAAACGCUUUUCAACGCAUCAAAGAUCUAUGCUGCACAGCACGUAUACUGGCCUAUUAUGAUGUCAAGAAGGAUGUCAAGAUACAAUGUGAUGCUAGCAAGAAUGCAGUCGCUGCUGUCCUUCUGCAAGAAGGCAAACCCAUAGCGUAUGCAUCUCAAAAGCUUCGUACAUCCGAGCUAAACUGGUCACCUAUUGAGAAAGAAAUGUUGGCGAUUGUGUUCAGCACAGGCAAAUUCAGAGAAUUCAUCCUAGGAAAGGAAACUGUAGCACAGACUGAUCACAAGCCAUUAGAGACAAUUUUUCGCAAACCUUUGCUGUCAGCACCCUUGCGGCUGCAGACCAUGAUGUUGAAAGUGAAAGGAUAUGACUUGAAAGUUGAAUACCUUCCUGGCAAGAAGCAAGUCAUCGCAGAUACGCUCAGCAGGGCCAGUCUUAAUGUUAUGCCACCCGAAAGAAAGGAGUUUCAAGUCAACAUGCUUGAGAGAAUAUCUGUCACGCAAGACAAAUACCAGGAACUGCAACAAAGGACUGCGAAUGAGCUACACGAUUUGUAUGCUGUCAUCCAGGUAGGAUGGCCCACCACAAAGCAGCAAGUGCCUCACAGCGUCAAACCAUUCUGGGACAAUCGAGAUGAAUUAGCAAUAUUGGACGGCGUCAAUGCAACAGGAAAUGAUAGAGCUGGUGCACGAGACUCACCAAGGAAUUGUGAAAUCCAAGCAGAGAGCACGAGAAGCACUGUAUUGGCCGGGCAUGAGUUCUCAAGUCGAAGCGAAAGUAAAGGACUGCAGUACUUGUCAUGA
Paramuricea clavata is the source of this 1278-nucleotide messenger RNA. NCBI's taxonomy places the organism in Eukaryota, Metazoa, Cnidaria, Anthozoa, Malacalcyonacea, Plexauridae. The record is from the annotation of a GenBank genome assembly.